Trichechus manatus latirostris (Florida manatee) is the source of this 1743-nucleotide messenger RNA. Its product is annotated as zinc finger protein 234-like. NCBI's taxonomy places the organism in Eukaryota, Metazoa, Chordata, Mammalia, Sirenia, Trichechidae. The annotation marks the transcript as partial. The record is from RefSeq and is a predicted model, not a curated record. The transcript has 5 exons. Gene Ontology annotation, biological process: regulation of DNA-templated transcription.
AGUGUUCACGAUAGCAAAAAGAUGGAAAUAACCUAGGUGCCCAUCAGUCCAUGAAUGGAUAAACAAAUUACGGUAUAUUCACACAAUGGAAUGCUAUAAUGAUAAAGAACAACGAUGAAUCCGAGAAAAAUCUUACAGCAUGGAGGAACCUGGAAGUUGGGCGUUCGCAAGACUCUGCGUAUCUCAGGACUCUGUACGUCACCAGAAGUAGGAAGAAAAAUGAGCACAUUCAUGGAAUCGUUGACAUUCAAGGACGUGGCUGUGGUCUUCACUGAGGAGGAGCUGGGGCUGCUAGACCCUGCCCAGAAGAAGCUGUACCGAGAUGUGAUGGUUGAGAACUUCAGGAACCUGGUGUCAGUGGGAGGCAAGAACCCAAGGCAGAUGGAGACUGUUCCACAAGCAGGAGCACAGGAGGAGCUUUCCGGCUCACAUAUCUGGCAACAAGUUGCAAGUGACUUAACCAGGUGUCAAGAUUCUGUGAUAAAUUAUUCUCAGUUCUACAAACAAGGAGAGAAACCAUACAAAUGUGAGGAGUGUGGAAAGGGCUUCAGGUUUGCUUCACAACUUCUCAUCCAUCACAAAGUCCACAGUGGAGAAAAACCAUUCAAAUGUGAAGAGUGUGGGAAGUACUUCAGUAGUAGAUCAAAUCUUCAGACUCAUCAUAAAAUCCACACAGGAGAGAAAUCCUAUAAUUGUGAGGAGUGUGGGAAGUGCUUCAGGCAGGCAAUACAUCUUUUGACCCAUCAGAGAGUCCACAGUGGAGAAAAACCAUUCAAAUGUGAAGAGUGUGGAAAGAGUUUUUGUCAGAAUUCAAAUCUUCAAACCCAUCAACGAGUUCAUGAUAAAAAAAAGCCAUACAAAUGUGAAGAGUGUGGGAAGGGCUUCUGUAGUAAACAGAAUCUUCAUGUUCAUUACAGAAUUCACACAGGAGAGAAAUCCUAUAAUUGUCAGGAGUGUGGGAAGUGCUUCAGGCAGGCUGCACAUCUUUUGACCCAUCAGAAAGUCCACAGUGGAGAAAAACCAUUCAAAUGUGAAGAGUGUGGGAAGUACUUCAGAAGUAUAUCAAAUCUCCAAGCUCAUCGUAGAAUCCACACAGGAGAGAAAUCUUUUAAUUGUGAGAAGUGUGGUAAGAGCUUCAGGGUUGCCUCACAACUUCUCAUCCAUCAGAGAGUCCACAGUGGAGAAAAACCAUUCAAAUGUGAAGAGUGUGGGAAGUACUUCAGUAUUAGAUCGAAUCUUCAAACUCAUCGUAGAAUCCACACAGGAGAGAAAUCGUAUAACUGUGAAGAGUGUGGGAAGGUCUUCAGGCAGGCUGUACAUCUUUUGAUCCAUCAGAGAGUCCACAGUGGAGAAAAACCAUUCAAAUGUGAAGAGUGUGGGAAGAGUUUCUGUCAGAAUUCAAACCUUCAAACCCAUCAACGAGUCCAUAGUAAAGAAAAGCCAUACAAAUGUGAAGAGUGUGGGAAGUACUUCGGUACUAGACAAAAUCUUCAGGUUCAUUUUAGAAUCCACAAAGGAGAGAAAUCCUACAAUUGUGUGGAGUGUGGGAAGUGUUUCAGGCAGUCUGCACAUCUUUUGACCCAUCAGAGAGUGCACAGUGGAGAAAAAACGUUCAAAUGUGAAGAGUGUGGGAAGUACUUCAGAAAUAGAUCAAAUCUUCAAACCCAUCAUAGAAUCCACACAGGCGAGAAAUACUUUAAUUGUGUCUCAGGGCCAUACUCUUGGGGUUUCUCCAGUCUCUGU